Messenger RNA from Mustela lutreola (European mink), 1688 nucleotides. RefSeq names its product karyopherin subunit alpha 7 (gene KPNA7). The transcript is spliced from 11 exons. The record is from RefSeq and is a predicted model, not a curated record. Bases 1 to 1593 code for a protein of 530 amino acids. Gene Ontology annotation, biological process: NLS-bearing protein import into nucleus. Gene Ontology annotation, cellular component: nucleus; cytoplasm. Lineage: Eukaryota; Metazoa; Chordata; Mammalia; Carnivora; Mustelidae. Gene Ontology annotation, molecular function: protein binding; nuclear import signal receptor activity.
AUGCCGACUUUAGACGCUCCAGAAGGGAGGCUGAGAAAAUUCAAGUACCGGGGCAAGGAUGCGUCUAUCCGGCGGCACCAGCGCAUGGCAGUCAGCCUGGAACUCCGCAAGGCCAAGAAAGAUGAGCAGGCCUUAAAGAGAAGAAAUAUCACCAUUUUCUCCCCUGAACCAGCUUCUGGAGAGCUAACCAAAGGGGUAUGUUGGGAAUGUGGUGUCAGCCUCACCCUGCAAGAAAUAAUCAGUGGCGUGAAUGCCUCAGAUCCAGACCUGUGUUUCCAGGCCACCCAGGCAGCCAGGAAAAUGCUGUCCCAAGAAAAGAACCCUCCUCUAAAACUGAUUGUUGAAGCAGGGCUCAUCCCCAGGCUGGUGGAGUUCCUGAAGUUGUCGCCUCACCCCUGCUUGCAGUUUGAGGCAGCCUGGGCUCUGACCAACAUCGCUUCCGGGACUUCAGAGCAGACUCAAGCUGUUGUGGAAGGUGGGGCCAUCCCACCUUUGGUUGAGCUCCUGUCUUCCCCCCACAUGACCGUGUGCGAACAGGCGGUGUGGGCUCUUGGUAAUAUCGCAGGUGAUGGCCCAGAAUUCAGAGACCUUGUUAUCUCGAGCAAUGCCAUUCCAUAUCUGCUGACCCUCGUUUCAUCAACCAUACCAAUCACGUUUCUGCGGAACAUCACGUGGACCUUGUCCAACUUGUGCCGAAACAAGAACCCUUACCCUUCCGUGAAAGCCGUGAAGCAGAUGUUGCCUGUCCUGUCCCACCUCCUGCAGCACCAAGACAGCGAAAUUCUCUCGGACACCUGCUGGGCCCUGUCCUACCUCACUGAUGGCUCCAACGAGCGCAUCAGCCAAGUGGUCAACACGGGGGUCCUACCCAGGCUGGUUCAGCUCAUGAGUAGCUCGGAGCUCAAUGUCUUGACCCCCUCGCUCCGCACCAUGGGGAACAUUGUCACGGGAACAGAUGACCAGACCCAGGUGGCCAUCGACGCGGGCAUGCUGAACGUGCUGCCCCAGCUCCUGAUGCACCCCAAGGCCUUCAUCCAGAAGGAGGCAGCUUGGGCCUUGAGCAACGUGGCUGCAGGGCCUUGCCAACACAUCCAGCGGCUGAUUGGUUGCGGCAUGCUGCCUCCCUUGGUGGCUCUACUAAAAAAUGGAGAAUUUAAAGUCCAGAAAGAGGCUGUUUGGACCAUAGCUAACUUCACAACUGGAGGCACCCUAGACCAGUUGAUCCAGCUUGUCCACUCUGGCGUCCUGGAACCACUGGUGAAUCUGCUUACCAUCCAAGACACCAAAAUUGUUAAAAUCAUCCUUGAUGUUCUCUCUUUUAUCCUCCAGGCAGCAGAGCAACUUUCAGAGAAGGAAAACCUGUGUCUUCUGAUUGAAGAAAUGGGAGGCAUUGAUAAAAUUGAGGCUUUGCAAUUUCACGAGAACCCGCAGGUUGCCCUGACGGCUUUGAACAUUAUCGAGAACCAUUUUUCUGAGGAAGACGAAGAAAGCGGCGCAAUAUUACCAGCCCUGGACCAAGAUCAUGAAUUCUUAAAUGGCUUAACAAAAAAAUACCAAGGCCCCCCGAUUCCUAAACCAAGGAGCAAACCCUAACAGGGAACUUAAGAACCUUCUAUGUCUUGGCAUGGCACAGGUAUAAAGCAUUUUAAACUAAAUGUUAAUAAAAUUUUCAACACAUUCACCUCCAU